AUGUACAGUGAUAUUAGCUCGCGUAGCAGUUCUUCUGACGAGAGUGAAAAACACCAACGUGCAACCACGCUGGACACUUAUGAUUCUCGACCAACAACGAAGGGUGUAAGAGCAAAGUCAAAUCAAAAAGGCAUCUCUAAAUUAUCAACACAAAGGAAAAAGAAGACCGUGCACCAAACGGCAAUGGAUCGAUUGCUGUACGAGAUUGCUGUGAGAACACAGCACAAAGCAAAAAGCCUGGAGUUUGAAGCCAAAAACCUGAGUGAUACAGUGGACAACUUGCGUCACGAAAACAGAGCACUGAAACGACUUCAACGAUCUCAAACAAGGGAAAUUCACGAUAGACAUGACUUUGUAGAUAUGGCAAAUCUGUCCCUGAAGGGAUUUCGUAAAGAUGUGAGAUUCAGUGAAGAGAAUCGAGUUGAUGCUGAUGCUAGUGUUAGGAAGAAAACAAAAAAAGUCAUACGGCUUGAGAACGAAAGUAAGAGAUAUGAAAAUCUCCUGCAACUUGACUCAAAACUCCCAAGCAUAGAAGAAUUGGAGCAGAAGAUAGAAAAAGCCGAUAGGGAUCUGGAACUGAAGGACGAAAGGCUGAAGGAAUUACAAACGAAACUCGAACUGGAUGACCAAAGAAUCACCCAAGAACAAAAGAAGGAAAAGAAACGUUUCGUGAAACUGCAACAUGAGAUAGAUGAAACUGUCAGAGAGUGCCACGAUCUAACUUCCCGAAUCAAAACGGCAGAGAGGAAAAUCCACAAGACAAAUAUUUACUGCCGUAAGCGAGGACCCUCAACCCAGGCCCUCCCGGCCAUCACUUGGUAUCCUCCUGCGAUUGAACAGUCUCCAACAAAUAAAGUUCAAACCUGGCUGAAUAAAAAUUCUGACAGUUCCACAUGAAACAGAUUUGCCUUUCGGAAUACCUUCCUCAUUGUGCAAGCUAUAACUGUUUAUUAAGGCGUCGAGUGUUUUGUCUA
Messenger RNA from Pocillopora verrucosa, 974 nucleotides. Its product is annotated as lebercilin. The record is from RefSeq and is a predicted model, not a curated record. Lineage: Eukaryota; Metazoa; Cnidaria; Anthozoa; Scleractinia; Pocilloporidae.